UCUUCUUCUUCCUCUUCCUCUCCCAUCCACAUAACUCAGACUUGCCAGGAAGUUGCGAUGCUUUGACACACACAGCACGAUGGCAACAUGUCCCCCCCUAGGCCUUCUUCUACCAGCAUGAGAGGCCAUUGCCGGAAUACCCCACUGUUCCUGCUCCUGCUGUGGCUCCUCAUGGGCACCUGGACUGGAACAGUGUCGAGCCAAAAUGAGGGGACAGAAGAAGAAAGCCAAAUAGUGGAAGAAGUGACAGAAGACCAAGAACACGUUGUGGAGGACACGGAUACCUCAGAGCCCGCAUCAUCCAGCUCGGACGCCCUCCCAACGUUGGAGCCCUUGCCUAGCCAGGAGAGCGACAUGGACCCAGCAUUGGCACCAGAAAAUAAAACAGAAGAUCUCGGCUCAGGAGUGGACAGUGCAGGGAGCACAGAUGACCCCAACUCGCUGGACUCGACCUUGAGCCCCCAGAGUGACGAGGGUCUCAGCAUCACCUUCAUCCUCAUCCCGGUGGCCCUGGUGGUCUUCGUCAUCGCCAUCAUCAUGUUCACCCUCUUCCUCAAGCGCAGGUUCAAAAUGGAGGUUGCCGUUCGAGAGUCCAGAAAGGAGGAUCCAUAUCUGGAUGGCUCCAGCUCAGAGAAAGUGCCGAUGCCCAUGUUUGAAGAAGACGUCCCUUCAGUUUUGGAGCUGGAGAUGGAUGAACUGGACCAAUGGAUGAUCAAAGAUGGUUAAUGGCGUGGAAAAAGCAAACCACAGCACACCCUGAAGGUUUUUUUUGCUAUGGGGUCUGCUCAUCUGAGGGAAAUGCAGUCAACGUCAAAUUUCAUCCUGAGAAUUUUCAACAGAGAGCAACCCUGCGACAGAGCUGGCGAGAAGGUCAAAAAUCAAUCAAAACACACGUAUGCUCAUGCACAAAUUUGUAUUUAUUUUCUCAGUAUGCCCUCAUAUGAUGACAUCCCUCCCCCCAAAAAACAAACAAACAUUACAAAAGCUUUUUUCCCCCUUUAUUAUGGAAAAAAAGUCACCCUAUAUUAAACUCACACAACAAAACAACGAGUCAUAAACUCAUGUUAAAAGUCUUGGCUGGGGUUCUCCAGAAUUUUACUCAAUUGGUUAACACAGUGAAUAUAAGAAGUCUGCACACCCCUGUUCAAAUGGUCAGGUUAUGCGGAAUUAAAAAAAUGAGACCAAGAUAAGUCAUUUACAAAGCUAUUCCCACUAUAAAUGUGAGAGUUAACCUGUACAACUUAGUUGGAAAAAAAAGUUUUUAAAAGGGGAAGUAAAAAUAAACAAGUGAGAGAACGCGGUUUCACAAGUGUGCACACCCUUUUAUAUCUGGGGAUGUGCUCGUGUUCGGAAUGAACCACUCACUUUCAACCGCGUGCAUCGCGCAACGGCCGCCAUUUCAAGUAACCCUAAACAAAGUUCAGAUGUUCCAGCAAGCUUUUCCCGAAAGUUUUGGAGUUUCGGCUUACAAGCGAAGACCUUUCGCAGCAUCAGACCUUAAGGUGUCUGCUGGAAAGCAACUCAAAUGUCAGGAAACGCCAACCAGAACAGCUCCGAUUUUUUUUUU
This is a messenger RNA of Hippocampus zosterae (dwarf seahorse), 1567 nucleotides long. It is a transcript of the gene tmem154, whose product is annotated as transmembrane protein 154. NCBI's taxonomy places the organism in Eukaryota, Metazoa, Chordata, Actinopteri, Syngnathiformes, Syngnathidae. The record is from RefSeq and is a predicted model, not a curated record. Bases 88 to 726 code for a protein of 212 amino acids. The transcript has 8 exons.